CCUUGUUCCCAUACAAGUCAAUAACUAAUACAAACUGCUCGAAAACCUUAUAGUCAGAAUGAAAAUACUGUCUGACCCCCGAGUGAAGCUUCAAUAUGCUCGAUCAUGUCUCCCGCUGCAUCUGUCUCCCAUGAGAGCCAACCGUGAAAACUCAGGUCCUUGGUGUUACUGAUGAAGUCGAUUCCACCAGGGCUGCAAUUGAAUUCCAUCAAGCGACAUGCCAAUUAUGAUAAAGCCAAAGGGGCAAUUUAUCAAACGCCUUGCAGAGGGAGCCACGCCACUUCUCUCCCACUCACGCUCAGCCCACAGGCCAAGAAUGCCUUUUGCUGCCUCGUUCUCGUCUCAACGUUCUCUUAGAACCACGAUCAGAAACCCGGAGCAGGUCUGCACCUCACUUUUCUGCACUAUCAUACACCUUUUCCUCCGCCGCCGCCGCCUCUCCGAAGCCAUAGACGCUUUCACCGCCAUGAGAGGUUACAAAUUGACACCGCAACUCCAGGACUGGAACAGCCUCUUGCACCAUUUCGGUUGUACAGGGUUAGUCCAUCAGGUGAUGCUUAUUUAUCAAGAAAUGAUCUUUUCUGGUGUGGGACCAAAUGUGGUUACCAAGAACAUAGUCGUUUACACCCUGUCUAAAGUUGGAGACUUUGACAGUGCCCUUGAAUUACUAAGAGAUAACAAGGAUUGGAAAUUCGAGAGUGAUGGAGUUACUUAUAAUACUGUAAUUUGGGGGUUUUGUAAACAUGGGCAUGUAGAAAUGGGGCUUGGGCUGGUAUCGGAAAUGGUUAAAAGGGGUGUAAAUUGUGAUAAUUUCACUUGUAAUAUAUUAAUGAAAGGAUUUUGUGAGAAGGGUAUGUUGGAGAAUGCUAAACUAGUUAUGAACAUGCUGUGUAGUGACGUAGAUAGGGAUGGAACAAUUCGUAGAGAUGCUGUAGGUUUUAACACUUUGAUAAAUGGCUAUUGCAAGGCUGGUAAAGUUAGUGGCGCUCUUCAGUUGAUGGAGAGUAUGGCAAAAGAGGGUGUGUUACCUGAUACUGUUACUUAUAACACUUUGAUCAACGGUUUCUGCGAGAUGGGGGAUUUUGAUAGUGCCAAGGGGCUCAUGGAUGAACUCUUAGAGAGCAGUGAUUGCACAGUUGCUGAUGCGGAGGAAAAACAUGGUGUAGUUGGCGGAGCACGUAUGAAAGCAAAUCAUAUUACAUAUACUAGUUUGAUCAGUGGAUAUGGCAAGCGGCUCCAGACUGGAGAGGCAUUGGCUAUAUACAAGGAAAUGGUUGCAAAGGGAGUUGAUCCAGAUGUAGUUACAUACAGUUGUGUUAUAAAUGGACUUCUUAAGUCUGGGAGGUCAGCUGAGGCCAACUAUGUAUUUCAGGAGAUGAUAAGGAUAGGUGUGGACCCAAACCAUGUUACCUACUCAAUUUUAAUUGAUUUUCUAAUUAAAAACAGUAAUGUAAUGGCUGCAUUUAACUUGCUAAGUCAAUUGGUGGUUCGUGGAAUUGCAUUUGAUGUGGUUCUGUUCACUACAUUGAUUGAUGGGCUCUUCAAGGUUGGAAGGCACGGAGAAGCUGAGAAUGUGUUUAGAAAUCUUUUGCAGUCCAAUGUCAUGCCAUGUCACAUAACCUAUUCUGCAUUGAUUGAUGGUCGCUGUAAAAUCGCUGACAUGAAGGGUGUGGAGUCCGUUCUGCAGCAAAUGAAGGAGAGAAACGUUCUGCCAAAUGUGGUAACUUAUUCUUCAGUAAUUAAUGGCUAUAUGAAAAGUGGAAUGUUUGAAGAAGCUAUUAAUGUACUCUCGGACAUGAUUUCUCAAAAUAUUAUGCCGAAUGCUUACACCUAUGGCCCCCUGAUAGAUGGCUUUUUGAAAGCUGGUAAAAAGGAGAUAGCUGAAGGUCUAUAUGAGGAUAUGAAAAUGCGAGGAGUUGAUGAUAACAUUUUCAUACUCGAUGCUUUUGUGAACAAUCUGAAGAAGGAGGGAAGGAUUGCUGAGGCAGAGGCCUUUCUUAGAGAUAUGGUGUCAAGGGGUUUGUUACCUGACCGUGUUAAUUACACCUCCCUGAUGGAUGGACUGUUCAAAGCAGGAAAAGGGUCCUCUGCGCUUGAAGUUGUCCAAGAGAUCACAGCUAAAGGUAUAGGGUUCGAUAUAAUCACAUACAAUGUUUUGCUCAAUGGGUUGAUUACACUUGGUAAAUAUGAUCUGCAAUCUAUUUAUACUGGAAUGCAGCAGUUUGGAUUGGCUCCAGAUCAUGCUACAUUUAACAUCUUAAUUAAGGCAUAUUGCAGAGAAGGGAAAUUAGAUACUGCUCUCCAGCUCUUGGAUGAAAUGAAAACUCAUGGAUUAAGUCCGAAUGCAAUAACUUGUAAUAUUUUGGUGGAAGGGCUUUGCGAGUCAGGUAAAGUUAGUAUGGCAAUGGAUUUGUUGAGUGAGUUGUCUAUAUCUGGCUUGCAUCCAACAGAAAUUACUCACAAACUUGUGCUUACUGCUGCUUCUGAGACUAAAAGGGCUGAAAUUAUCUUCACGAUGCACAAAACACUUAUUGCAAUGGGACUUGACUUGAGUCUGACAGUUUAUAAUAAUCUUAUCACUGUUUUAUGUGGCCUAAAGAUGCCUAGAAAAGCAGCAUUUGUUUUAAAGGAAAUGAAAGAAGCUGGUUUUCGUGCAGAUACUGUCACUUAUAAUGCUCUGAUUCAAGGAUAUUGCAAAAGCUCUCAUUUGGAGAAGGCUCUUGCUAUGUACUCUGAGAUGAUGGCUGAAGGAGUUUCUCCUAAUAUUACAACAUAUAACAUUCUUCUAGGGGGUUUAGCAGCAGCAGGAUCAAUGCAUAGGGUGGCUGAUCUACUAUCUGAAAUGAAAGAACAAGGCUUUCUUUCAAAUGCUACCACAUUCGAAAUUUUGGUUUCUGGCCACGUUAAAGUCGGGAAUAAGAAGGAAGCCGUAAGGCUUUACUGUGAAAUGAUAACCAAAGGUUUCGUUCCUCGAACUAGCACUUAUAACUUGCUCAUCAAUGAUUUUGCCAAGGUAGGAAAGAUGAAGCAAGCAAUGGAGCUUUUGAAUGAAAUGCAAGCUAGAGGGGUGCCCCCAAAUUCCUCAACCUAUGACAUACUGAUAAGUGGAUGGUGUCAGCUAUCAUCUCAGGAAAAGACCAUGAAGAAAUUUUAUCAAGCAGAGGCAAGAAGGUUGUUUAAAGAGAUGAGUGACAAAUGCUUUACUCCCAGUGAAAGUACUUUAAAUCAACUGGGUUUUGUUCUUGCAAAACCAGGAAAAGUGGCUGAUGCUCAAAGGUUAUUAAAUAAACUAUAUAAGAGAGAGAUAUGAAUAGAUGGAAAAAUGGUAAUCUGGUGAAAGAAAAUAUUAAAAGCUUAUCUGGAAAAGAUAGCAGAUGUCGUGGAGCAUGUGAAGUCCUUUGCAUAAAAGGUCGAAAUUCACGGAA
This is a messenger RNA of Sesamum indicum (sesame), 3425 nucleotides long. Its product is annotated as PPR repeat protein. Lineage: Eukaryota; Viridiplantae; Streptophyta; Magnoliopsida; Lamiales; Pedaliaceae. The record is from RefSeq and is a predicted model, not a curated record. Gene Ontology annotation, molecular function: mRNA binding; protein binding.